AUGCUAAGACGUCUCAUAAUAGGUCUCGGAAUAUUUGUUUUGGCGACAGGAAAUGUCCAGUUUAAUAAUUUUGCUGAUACAAGUUGCGGAAAACGGAAAAUCACUUCUCGGUAUGGUAAAAUUGUUGGAGGAGAAAAUGCAAUAAAAGGGGAAUUUCCAUGGUUGGUGUCUUUGACAAGAAGAGGAGGGCAUGUUUGUGGAGGCACAGUCAUUUCUAAAAAGUUUAUUCUAACUGCUGGGCAUUGUUUAUGCACUGGAUUGAAUCAAGGCAUUUUCAAGCCAGCCGCUUUGAAAGUUACCAUGUCACAAUACGAUCUAACUAUAAAAAACAGUGAGGCAUACCAAAUGAACGUGAAAGCCAUAACUAUUCAUCCAGGAUACGUUUGUUCUCAACCGAAGGAUGAUAUAGCUAUACUGGAACUGGAAAAAGUGAUUCAUUGGUCAGACAGCGUAGGUCCUGCUUGUUUACCAAGUGGAGAAGAGUCCCAAGCUGCUAGGAAUUUCGUAACUGUAGCUGGUUGGGGCUGGACACAUGAGGAUAGUAGCAAAGGACAGCGAGCCACCAUUCUGCAAAAAGCAAAAUUGAGCUUAAUCAAUAUGAGAGAUUGUCGAGAAUGGUACGCAUCGCAAGGAAAAGAUAUAAAAAUUCAAGACAGUCAUAUUUGCGCAGGUUACAAACAAGGUGAAAUCGAUGCUUGUUGGGGAGAUAGUGGUGGCCCUUUGAUGUCAAACAUCGAUAAGAAUGGAAACCAAACCAUCGUAAUUGGAGUGGUAUCAACUGGAAUAGGAUGCGCAAGGCCUUAUCUUCCUGGAUUGUAUACCAGAAUUUCUGACUAUAUAUCUUGGAUCCAAAAGACAAUUCAAAAAUAAAUUUACACUCUGUGAUAUUUUGUGAUACAUUAAGUUUUACUACACUCUAGUCCGAAAUUUAAGCGACAAUGGAUUGAAUUAUCUAGAAAGGUUCAAAAUUAUACGAGGGUCGCUUUGUUUUCAACCUUCGAUCGCUACGCAGGCAGAAGAAAGGGGGCGUCAGUCGGCGUUGUGCUACAGCCACGUAAAUAUGUCCGCCAUUAUUGAUGCUCCCGUCAAGUGUGAAUUGCGACAUGUGAUUCGUUUUCUACAAGCUGAAGACCAUAAUGCUGCAGAUAUACAUCGAAAAAUGAGUCGUGUGUAUGGGGAUAACUUCAUGAGUGAUGGUGUUCUGCGCGAAUGGUGACAAAAGUUUGAAGAAGGCUGUAAUGAUGUGCAUGAUGACUGGUUUAACGAGUUUAAAGAUUUACCAUCACUGCUCUGUCUACGGAAUUUCCAGAUUCAAGGUAUGUUUUGUUACUGAACGGUUAGGCUACAUUGGCGACAACUUUUUUUGAAGAGGGUAUUGAAAAGCUUGUCCACAGAUUUCACAAAUGUCUCAAUCUCUUCGGUGAUUAUGUCGAAAACUAAGUGUACCAAUGUUUUGGUAAUAGAAUUAUUCUUUUAUAUGAACUUUUAUUUAUAAACUAUCGGAGGUUGAAAAGAAAACGGCCGUCAUAUUUAGAAAGCUACAAAAUUAUAUAUUUAGGUAGCUACUUCUUGUCAUCGUUAUAUUUAUCGGUUUAUCUUAAUUUUUCAGAGUUUGAAAAUUACUAUGUGUAAUCAAAAAAUUUUUAGUUAUUACAAGAACCAUGGACAAUUUAUUUAGAUUUCACCAAUUUCUUCACUUGAAGUAUUUACCAAAACAUCACUGGAAUUGCGAUAGCAAGUCUCUUAAUUUUAAAUCUUCCAUAAAUGUUAGAAUUGAAGGUAGUUAUUAUGAAAAUAUUGUCGUUUUGGAAUUUUGUAGUAUUGGUUGUUGUCGUCAAAGAUGGACGGAUGAUUCACAUUACUAAUUUUUUAUUUAAUAUUUCUAUGGUACUCUUGAGUCAGUUUUAGCAGUUCUUGUAAAUUCUUUUCUUGUAAAUAAUUUCCUGUGACAAGAUAUUUAGAUUGAAGGGUCCUUUAACUUUAACUGUCCUCUUCCAAUAUGUGUUAUUAGAAUAAGAAACAGAAUGAAAUGUAGAUUAACUGGACUAAUAAGUUAAUUUAAAAUACUGUUGACAUAUCGGUAAUUUAUAGCAGUCAAAUAUUCGGAAAAAUUAAAAAGUCGAAAGGAUUUUCAAUGCUCGUUCUGAAAAUCCUAGCCCCGAAUUUUCUCGUUGAUUCGAUAAAAAGGUAUUAAUUAAAACCGCGGUUGCAAAUUCAGAUUAGACAAUAUUUUUGAUUUCCGGACCUUAGUGUCCUCUGGAAAAACUAAAAACACCUAUCAAAUAUUCCUAAUUCUCUCUUUUCAAAAAUAUUCUAAAGUCUUAUGGAUACCUAACAAAAAAUUAACUAAUUAUUCAGGAUUAUUCAUUGCGCCCAGGCUCAGGGUCGGAAAUAAAAAAUAUUUUCUAAUCUGAAUUUGCACCCACGGUUUUAAUUAAUAUCCUUUUAUCGAAUCAACAAGAAAAUUUGGGGUUAGGAUUUUCAGAACGAGCAUUGAAAAUCCUUUUGACUCAUAUAUUUUUUUUAAUUUUUCCGAAUAUUUUGCUGCU
Messenger RNA from Diorhabda sublineata, 2549 nucleotides. RefSeq names its product serine protease 30-like. The transcript has 5 exons. Bases 1 to 870 code for a protein of 289 amino acids. Gene Ontology annotation, molecular function: serine-type endopeptidase activity. The record is from RefSeq and is a predicted model, not a curated record. Gene Ontology annotation, biological process: proteolysis. NCBI's taxonomy places the organism in Eukaryota, Metazoa, Arthropoda, Insecta, Coleoptera, Chrysomelidae.